AUGGUAAUGAUCGGAGUAGAAAAUUGGGGAAAGACUUGGAAUUCUAGUAAUCGGGUUGACAUGAAGAGAGCCAGCGAAGUAAAGAAUGAUGGGAAUUCAGGUUCUGAGUGCGGGGAAAGGCUGAGGGUGAAGAAAAUUAGGGUUUCUGCUACGGAUGUUGAAAAAAAUAGAGCUUUACAAGAAGAAGAAGUUGGUGUGGAUAUUGAGUAUAGAGAUAAUGAUGGAAGUCGGGACCAGGUAAUGGGUGUCAAAGGAAUGGAAGAAAUUAGGGAGGGAAGUAGAGUCGUUGAUUUGAUUCAUGAGAAGGAAAGUGAUUCAGAAGAGGUGGUAGGAGGAAUUGAGAAUCGAACAAUGGGUGUACAAGAAUUGGGUUAUGUAGUAGAGCAACAUAUGAUUUCGAGUGGAAGUGAGGCGUGUCAUACUAAAGACACAGACAGAGAAGUUGGAGCGAAAGAAAACAUGGUAAGUGGCUUAGAAGAGGAGGGCAUUAAAGGUGAAAUCAAAGAAACUGAGGGAAGGGAUUUGAAUUUUGAAAAAUUAGGGAUUCCAUCUGAGGAGGGUGUACUUUUGAAUGGUGGUGAAGGAUGUGGAAAUAGAGACACAGAGGACAAAGGAAAUAAGAAAAGUGAUCAUGUGAGAGAAAUGGUGGAAGUGAUCGAGAUUUCCGAUGAUGCAGAAAAGGAGGAAAUUUUGGAUUUAGAUCUUAAUGUGCCAGUUGUGGAGGCAGGGGAUUUUGGAAAUGGAAUGGGUUGUCAAGAAUGUAAGCAACUAGGACCCAUGACUUCUGAGAGGAGAGUUGAAAUUAUUGAAAUUACAUCUGAUGAGAGUGAGGAUGAAGGUGAUAGGUCAUCUAAUGUGGGAGAUGCCAGAGCAAAGGGAAAAGAAGUUGUGAUAGAACUUGCUUAUGAAAGUACCGGAGGUUCUGAUCUUGAUUUGAGAUUAAUGGAGAAUGGCCCAGUUGCUGAUGGAAGUAGUUCACUUGGUUGUGGGAGGAGAUACACUAGAGAAGAGAAAGGGAAGGCGAAACUCGCUGAUUCUUGGUUAUCACUUGCAAGUGAUCCAAUGCAAUUGGAUUUGGAACCUGAGAGUAAAGAGGUGAUUGAGUUAGAUAUUGCCACUUGCCUUGUGCAGUUAAGACAGACCAGCCUGCCGGCAGAAACUAUGCAGCUUCUUGAAAGUGAAAAUCUUGAAUUCAGGAUAGAGAAGGCAGUAAUGAGUUUGACGGUGGCACCAAUAUUAAGACAAGAGGCAGAUAGAGUUAGACACCACGUGCCACCAUUGAGAAAAGAGGCAGAUAGAGUUAGACACCGUGAAAUCUUGAGCUAUGCUCCUGGACUUGCACGAUUUAAUCCGGAGGGGAAGGAUUCCCAUGAAGAAUCUAAGCAAGAAAGGGAAGGGCCCCCCCUAGAGGCUGACAUUGAAUCAGAGAACUUGCACAGCCCCUUUGCUACUAUGCUGAAGAUGCUUAGAGAGCAAAAUUUGAGGCGACGUGGUCAACAAUUGAUUCAAUGGAAGCCCUCAGAAAAUCACGGAUUUAACACUUCCAACCCCCAUGUGCCUUCACUUCUGGAUCUUUCCUUGAAAGUGCUUGCAAAAAAUGCUGAGUGUAUUGUUUCACUUGAACCUGUUCCAGAUGCACUGAAGCGAAGACUUUCCGACUUGCUCUGUGAUAAUCGGGGAAUGACUGGUCACGUUUUGGACCUCCUUGUGAGAAGAGCUCCAACUGAGAUACGUGUAAAGGACUGCUCCUGGCUAACAGAAGAACAGUUCAUCAAUAUAUUCAGGAGUGUUGAAGUGAAAAAUUUGAGG
Messenger RNA from Ilex paraguariensis (yerba mate), 1809 nucleotides. NCBI's taxonomy places the organism in Eukaryota, Viridiplantae, Streptophyta, Magnoliopsida, Aquifoliales, Aquifoliaceae. The record is from the annotation of a GenBank genome assembly.